Amborella trichopoda is the source of this 1387-nucleotide messenger RNA. Its product is annotated as protein LURP-one-related 5. NCBI's taxonomy places the organism in Eukaryota, Viridiplantae, Streptophyta, Magnoliopsida, Amborellales, Amborellaceae. The record is from RefSeq and is a predicted model, not a curated record.
CUAAUACACACAUGUUGGAAGGGUGAAAUGGCCAAAAUACCCCAAGUCCUUAUAUUUCUAAAUGCCUAAACAGCCCCUUAUCUUCAAAGAACUGAUGCUGGCCUUCCUCACAAAGCUGGUCCUAGGUUCCAAAUGACUAUUUUACCCCCCAUUGAUAACGAAGCUGACAAUAUAAAGUAUCUUAACAGAAAUAUCUUCAAGGGAGCCAGCACAAAAGCGCAACCCACGUAGACACGCAUAAACAAAGCAUCAGAUAAACUUAACAAACUGCUCACACACAUAUUAUACAUCUGAGGAAAAAGCCCACCUUUUAUCAUCAGUCCCUCUCUAUAUAAGAGUCCAGCUCCCUCAGUGCCCAGUAAUUCAGUUAGGAGACAUAGUUAUCUCCCUUGUUCUCCUCCUCGUUCCUUCUUCCUAGAGAGAGAGAGACUAAGAGAAAAGUCCCUUAGUGAUCAGAGCUUUAGCUAACCGACCCAAAAUUUCCACUCCCUUGUUCUCUAUUUUAUCUAGAGUGAGAAUAAGACCCAAUCCCUGUAGACCUCAGAGAUUCAGCUUAAGAGACCCAAAAUCUCCAUCACUUUCACUCUUCUUUUUGUCUUUUUUCUAGAGAAAAUGUCCAGGGUUUACCCAGAAGCGGAUAAGUGUAAUCUUAGUGCUGGGCAAGGCAUGGGUCCUCCUGCCAUGCUAACAGUUUGGAAGAAGUCGAGCAUGGCACUCCAUGGUACAGAUGGUUUCACAGUUUUCGAUUGUCAUGGUAACAUGGCUUUCAGAGUUGAUAACUAUACAAGGAGCAGUCAGGGCCUAACGAGUGGCCUUGUGCUCAUGGACGGUGCCGGAACUGCGCUACUAACUCUACGUCCUAAGAUUUUGAGCACACAUGAUCGGUGGGAAGGUUUUGAGGGUGAGGCUGGCCCAAAAAAGACGCAAAAGCACCCAGUUUUCGCUUUAAGGAGAUGCUCAGUGUUCCAAAAUAAUGACCAAGCAGAGGUUUUCAUGGGUUCUCAGGUGCCCAAGUUUCAAAUAGAGGGGUGUUUCCGGAAGAGAAAUUGCACCAUAAAAACAGCCACUGGUGAAUUGGUAGCCAAGAUAAGUAGGAAGAUGUCAAGGUCUAAUGUCAUGUUAACUGAUGAUGUAUUCUCUAUGGUGGUCCAUCCAGGCCAUGACCAUGCUCUACUCAUGGCCUUCGUUGUGGUCUUGGACCGAAUUAGUAGGAAGCCUUAUACCCCGGUCUUGUGCUAUUGAUCAUAAUAAAAUUGCUCCUCCGACCUAUUGAAUGCUGGAAAAAUUUAUCCAACCAGCAGAGUCAUAUUGCUUGCCUUAUUGUGUUAGAAGUACAGGUGAUGUAUGUAUAUAUAUUGACAAGUGAGAAUGUUCUAUAUUUACGGAA